AUGACUAUGGGUCUGCAGUUCAUCGGCACCUUCGCUUCAGAAAAGCUGGGGCUCACAAAAUUACCGCCGUAUCUCCUCACCUUUUACUGGUCCUUGGUUGGCUUUCUCUUCGUUCACCAAGUCCUCGCGCCUUGGGCUAGCAACCGAUGGUUCGUCAGGGCUUAUGGCGGCAAGGGCAAAAUGGCGAAAAAUAAUUGGUCUAUACACGUCGUCUCGCAAGUGCAUACUGUCAUCAUCCUGCCGCUUUCUCUGUGGUGCAUUUUGAUCGAGAGUCCAGAACGGACGUCAGAUCGCGCGUUUGGAUGGGAGAAAAAUAUUGGUUAUGUCCAUGCUAUUGCUUGCGGUUACUUCCUCUGGGAUACCCUUGAUGCCAUUAUCAACUUUACUGACCUCGGCUUCGUGAUACACGGUCUUGUUUGUUUCUUGAUAUACAUCACGUCAUUUAAACCUUUUGUUGCUUACUAUGGUACACGAUUUCUCGUAUGGGAAGCAAGCACCUUUUUCCUAAACAUUCAUUGGUUCCUGGAUAAAACUGGGCAGACUGGUAGCCGUGCUCAGCUUGUGAACGGUCUUUUUCUUCUCUCGACAUUUUUUUGUGUUAGACUCAUCUAUGGAGGGGCUGUUUCGUAUCAAUUUUUUUAUACGCUUCUCGAUGUUGGCGAUAAUAUUCCACUUGCGUACCGCUUGGUGUACGGCGUUGGGAAUUUUGUUUUGCAAGGACUAAACUGGUUCUGGUUUACAAAGAUGAUUUUUGCGAUUCGAAAACGAUUUACCAGUACGGAUGAACGAACAAAACUCAUCGGCCAGAACGGGAACGAUGUAGAGAACGGCGCGUAA
This is a messenger RNA of Laccaria bicolor S238N-H82, 837 nucleotides long. RefSeq lists its product as uncharacterized. Gene Ontology annotation, cellular component: endoplasmic reticulum; membrane. Bases 1 to 837 code for a protein of 278 amino acids. Lineage: Eukaryota; Fungi; Basidiomycota; Agaricomycetes; Agaricales; Hydnangiaceae. Gene Ontology annotation, biological process: lipid homeostasis. The transcript is spliced from 7 exons. The record is from RefSeq and is a predicted model, not a curated record.